GUUUAGUGUUGAAGUAGCAGAGGACGAGCGAUAUCAUCGAGGAAUAGAUGACAUGACCCUAGCCGAGACUUACUGUGUCCAAUGUAGAAACCUGCUCGGGUGGAAAAUUAUUGCAAUCUCCCAACCGUCUAGGAGUCAUAUAGUAGGAGGAUUCAUCAUGAGAUUGAACGAGAUUAUUUGCUGGAACAAUGUACUGUUGUUGGAUUUACUCUUUGGAGGCAAUAAUGAACAGGCUCCUAAUGAUCAAGAUGGAGGUGCAGAUGAAGAACAGGAUAAUGAUCAAAAUGGAGACGCUAAUGAACAAAAUUUAGGCACUAAUGGGGAAAAUGCUAAUCAGGAUGAAAAUGGAGGCAUUAAUGGACAAGUUCCUAAUCAAGAUGUAGAUAUUGUUGAGGGAAUGGGCAAUAUUGAUCUAAAUGCAAACAUUUGA
Molecule: messenger RNA, 430 nt
Organism: Solanum stenotomum
Lineage: Eukaryota; Viridiplantae; Streptophyta; Magnoliopsida; Solanales; Solanaceae
Exons: 4
Source: RefSeq, a predicted model, not a curated record